AAAAGAUAAAAAGAACACAAACGGAACUGUUGUUUUCUCUACCAAUCUUACUGACCGUACAGUUCCAAAACCCAAAAAUGACCCAAAAAUCCUUUAAAAAUAUUAAAAAAAUAAAGCCACUUUAAAUUAAUUUUGGGGUUAUUGUUUCCCAGCCGUUGAAUGUUACUUCCCAAAAAACUUUCUCUACCAUUUUAAUUUUGGAUAAUUUACUAUAUUUUGUUUCUUUCUUUUUUUCUUUGUCUGAAUUUAAUAUUAUGGGGAAGAGAAAGAGAAGUUCCCAACCUAACAAUCUCGACCUUCCUUCUUCUUCGGACGACAUGCCGUGCUCUUCAGGAACAGAAUUAUUAUCCAAAAAGCAAUCUUUGAAUUUGGAUGCUGGCGUGGAUGUUGGAGAUAAUUCUGUGAAGCUGCUUAAUUCCAACUCUUCUGUUGCUAAUCGCCAGUACAAUCUUGGGCGCUCCAUAUUUCUAAAACGAUCACGCCAUUACUAUGGCCAUCACUACUCACGCCGGAAUUCUGGCAGCCUUGCUAAUGCAUCAACUUCUCAUGGCAAGUUUAGUCCUUUACAUGAUGACAGAUUACCCUUCAAGUUUGAGCACUACAGCCCAGAGUCUGGACGCCAUGGAGAGGGUAGGGAAAAAGCAUUUAGCAGACCAGAGCGAAUAAUGUCUAGUUCGUUGGUGAUGGAUGCAGUAUCACUUGACAAGGUGAAGAUUGUUUGUGGCAUAUGUCAGAAGCAUUUGAAACGGAAACCUUAUUUACUUGGAAAUGCACUGGCUUCUGGUGAAUUCUCUGUCGUGGCAGUUCUAGUUUGUGGGCAUGUAUAUCAUGCAGAUUGUUUGGAAGAGAGAACAAGCCUUGAGGAUAGGCGUGACCCGCCAUGUCCUUUAUGUUCGGGUUCACUAUCACAAGUUUGAUGCUUCUAGCAGAAAGGAGUGAUUGUACAGAGGUGGGCACAUUUAGCAUACUAAUUUUCUAGAAGAAAUAUGGCAUACUUAAUAAGGGCAUAAAAUGCAGGCGGUUUGUUGUGAUCUAAGCUGAAGAUUUACAGAUUAGGAUCUUAACCAUGCAUUAUAUUGCAAGUAUUACAGCCACUUGAGAGCCAUGAAGGCUCGAAAAUGCUCUGCCUGUAUCUUAAACCAUUUUUACUUGGCAGGCAAGGAGCAGCACUUCUCGCUAUUCUUAGUUUGGGUUAUCAUAAAAAUUAUGCAUUAUUUUCAA
Theobroma cacao (cacao) is the source of this 1221-nucleotide messenger RNA. RefSeq lists its product as uncharacterized. The record is from RefSeq and is a predicted model, not a curated record. NCBI's taxonomy places the organism in Eukaryota, Viridiplantae, Streptophyta, Magnoliopsida, Malvales, Malvaceae.